AUGUAUGUCUAUGAGUCAGCAGAACGGGAUGAGGAAGGAGUCAACGUGUGCCAGUUUUUUCUGAUGGAAAGGUCUUAUUUUGGCCACAGAUGUCGUUUGUCUCACAGUGAUCCAUCUGAAAACAAAUCAAUGGAUGAUUCAGGGGGUGCAUCUCCUGACCAGGAUUACAAUCAAGAUCUAAAAAAGAUGGAAAACCACAAGAAGAAAGUGAACAAAGCAACAAAGCCAAAAUGGGCAAAAGAGGUGGACAAAAAGCCUCGCAUGAGCACACCAAAUGACGUUACCUCUCGGAUCCGGUCGGACCCAUCAGUGGAUGCUUCAGAAGUUGUAGUGGGGUGUGGUGUGCUGGAGUGUCCCUUCAAUGACAACAACUGGGACAUCAACCCCCACAACUGUGAUUACUCUGCUGAACUGGCCCUGUCUAGAAACAGGAUCCAGUACUUCAUCUACAGGGGCCACCGCGUCUGGGACCGAAAACGCAGGACUGACAGGGUGUUUGGCUCCACCGGUCAAUCUCUGGCUCCCCCCUUUGGAGGGGAGAAGGAAGUAAAGGGAAUAAACACAGAGGGCCAAGAGCAGCAGCAAGACCUUAAAACAACAGAAGGGCAGCCACCUGCUGCCUGUGUGCAGGAAGUGGCUGAAACAGAGCAGUGUAGUCAUACAGAGAGCACACAUCUGGAGGAAGAGAAGCCGAGGACUCAGCCAGCGCCAAAGUGUGGAGAAAACACUUUUCAACAACGGAAACCACAAGGAGCAUGUGUUACGGAGGAGGCUGCAAUUAGGCCAAAAGCUUUAACAGACCAAACCUCCCUAUCCCAGAAAGAAGGAGCGAGCGUAAAAGAGGAGGCUGAGGAGGAGCCUUCGUUGGAAUUGCAAGAAGAUACUUUGAGUUACUUCGGAGUCCUGAACAUCAGCCAGGGUCCUUUACCUCUUGGGAAGAGAGGAGAGAAGCAAGGCGGUUACUCUCAAAAAAUACGAAUCACGCACUUCAUCGUCAUCAGGGCCAACACUUACUUGUGCCAGAGGAGGCUCCGGAGUAGAUUAUUUUCCUGA
Molecule: messenger RNA, 1053 nt
Organism: Chelmon rostratus (copperband butterflyfish)
Lineage: Eukaryota; Metazoa; Chordata; Actinopteri; Chaetodontiformes; Chaetodontidae
Gene: leng9
Product: leukocyte receptor cluster (LRC) member 9
Source: RefSeq, a predicted model, not a curated record